UCUCUGUAUCUUGUCUCUUCAGAGUUUCUCUCUCAGCUGUGUUGUGGUUUUGUUUUUUUUUGAAAAAAAAAGAAAUCUCUUGCUGGAGUUGAGGUUUUGUUUUUUGUGGAGGAGACGCAAGUCAGGAGGUGGUGCGUGGCCAGGGGGGUAGAAAAGUGGAAGGGGAGCUGAGCUCUGUGAAUCAAAGGCACCCCAAACGCAGACCUGGCUGCCCACAUGCCGAUCGAAUUUGUUUGCAAAAUCAAAUUUGCCGAGGAGGAUGAGCAGCAAAAAGGCAAGCCGGACGGGGACAAGGAGAGCCUGAUCGAGGAGAGCUGCACGCCCCCGGCGAAGGACCUGGCCGGCUUCGCCAACUCCUGCUCGCUCCACGGGAUUAACCACAUCUUCGUGUCGGGCCGGCUGGGCGUGCGGCAGACGCUGUGGGCACUGGCCUUCCUGGUGUCGCUAGCUCUCUUCCUCUACCAGGCGGCCAAGUGCGCCAUCUCCUACCUGGAGCACCCGCACGUGACGGCGCUCAACGAGGAGGCCUCGCCGGAGAUGGUCUUCCCCGCCGUGACCAUCUGCAACGUCAACCGCUUCCGCUUCUCCGCGCUUACCGACGCCGACAUCUACCACCUGGCCAACCUGACGGGGCUGCCGCCCAAGAACAAGGACGGCCAUAAGCCCACCGAUUUGGAGUACCCGGCGCCGGACAUGCAGGACAUCUUCAACCGCACCGGCCAUCAGCUGGAGGAGAUGCUCAAGAGCUGCAACUUCAGUGGACAGAACUGCUCCGCGGACGACUUCAACGUGGUAUAUACAAGAUAUGGCAAGUGUUACACUUUCAACGGCAACAAAACAACAUCCCGGAAGAGCAAGCAGGGAGGCAUGGGGAACGGUCUGGAGAUCAUGCUGGAUAUCCAACAGGAUGAGUACCUGCCAAUUUGGAAAGAAACAAACGAGACAUCGUUAGAGGCGGGGAUUCGCGUGCAGAUCCACAGCCAGGACGAGCCUCCCUACAUCCACCAGCUGGGCUUUGGCGUCUCCCCGGGAUUCCAGACCUUUGUUUCAUGUCAGGAACAAAGGCUGACCUACCUGCCCCAGCCGUGGGGGAACUGCCGCUCCACCAUGGACCAGAUGAUCCCAGGCUACGACACCUAUAGCAUCAGCGCCUGUCGCCUGAGCUGUGAGAGCUUGGCCGUCGUCAAGGAGUGCAACUGCCGCAUGGUCCACAUGCCCGGAACUGCCGAUAUCUGCACACCCAACAGCAUCAAGUGUGUUGACAAAGCGCUCGCCCUCCUGCAGAAGAGCUCCGGGGACACCUGCCCCUGCGAGACGCCCUGCAACCUGACGCGCUACGGCAAGGAGCUCUCCAUGGUCAAGAUCCCCAGCAGGGGCUCUGCACGCUACCUGGCCAGGAAACACGACAAGACGGAGGAGUACAUCAGAGAUAACUUUCUUGUGCUGGAUAUAUUCUUUGAAGCGCUCAACUACGAGACAAUAGAGCAGAAGAAAGCGUACGAUGUCGCUGGUCUGUUAGGCGACAUUGGUGGGCAGAUGGGCCUGUUCAUUGGUGCCAGCAUCCUCACAGUCUUAGAGAUACUGGACUACCUUUAUGAGGUGAUUAAGCACAGACUGCAGCGGCUCGCCAGGCCCCCGAAGGAUGAUAAGAAGACGGCGACGACGACGAGGACGACGACAACGAUGACAUCGACGCCAAAGCCCAGCACAGUUGCAACAGUGGGCCUGGAGGAGACAAAACCUAAGGAGAGUACUGAAAUGACCAGAAGGCAUCCGGAGGGGGCUUACGCCAACACACUGCUCCCCAACCACCACCACCAUCACACACACCAUGGCGUGUUCGAAGACUUUGCCUGUUAAUUGCAGUUCCGACCCUGAUGACAACAAAAAACGGUCAGCUUCAACGCUGCACUCGGGCACAUAUACAAUAGACCCUUGAGUCUCCGUUCCACCUUCCUUGCUGUCAUCAGUGAAAGCUACAGCCAAAGCCGAACCCCCAAACCCGUGCGUGCGAACUGGGCAGGCGCAGACUGGACACCACAAAGUGGUCCUGCUGGAGACUCAUGCCUCUCUUUUUUUCUCCUUCUGGCCUGGAAGUCAAUUUGUCAGACACCUUCUCAUUUUCUAUUCCUGAUUCUUUUGGAACAUGUUCAUCACGUGAAGGCAAGACGACGACUACAUGUCAUCUAGAUCCCGUUUCUACUCCGACCGGUAGCCUGUUCCAGCCAACAUGUCAUGUCUGACUGCGAACGAUUGGUCCAUCCUCGUGGAGUUCUCAUACCUCAUAGCCUAACACAGGCCAUGGUUUUAAAUUAUUGAUUUGAAUGAUUUCUCAUUUGUAUAAAGAAUGAACAAGGCCACUGUGGAACACAACCCCAUUGCCUGCUUCCAACAAAGUUUUAGAAGCAGGAAAGGCCGUUCUGCAGACGCAACUGCAGCUCUGUCUCAAAAUAGAGCUAGGUGUUUAUCCAGCCUAGAUAUAUAUGUAAAUGUUCUAUCUCAAUUUCUUUGAAUGGUUUGAAUCCAUUCACAACAUUUGAACUAUAAUAAACGUCUCUAUAAGUUUUGUAAAGUUAUUUAUAUAGAGAGAUAUGGCAAGAGAUUUAUUUCAUU
Messenger RNA from Alosa sapidissima (American shad), 2613 nucleotides. It is a transcript of the gene asic4a, whose product is annotated as acid-sensing (proton-gated) ion channel family member 4a. Gene Ontology annotation, biological process: sodium ion transmembrane transport. Bases 217 to 1860 code for a protein of 547 amino acids. Gene Ontology annotation, molecular function: ligand-gated sodium channel activity. Lineage: Eukaryota; Metazoa; Chordata; Actinopteri; Clupeiformes; Clupeidae. Gene Ontology annotation, cellular component: membrane. The record is from RefSeq and is a predicted model, not a curated record. The transcript is spliced from 10 exons.